AUGCUCUCAUCGUCACAGCCGCGCUGGCCGGCUCGAAAAGUCUGCGAGUCUUCUGAAACUUCCAACUUUCUUCAGAUCCUACCCUACAGUGUCCUACAGCUCCGCAUCCGUCCCGAGUUGCUGACCACAGCGGAGCUCCUCCGCGCGGCGAAGCGGCUUAACGUGGAGCUCCGCGAGAAUGUCGCGGGCCCUUGGUACCAGAUUGAGCUUUGGAGUGGUGAUCGCCAGCUGGGCAAAACCAGCGGCUGGGCGCAGCCCUGGGGAAGCCUGCACUUGGAGACCAUCGAGGUGCGGAAGUUCACCGGCUACUGGGUCGCCAAGCCGGCCAGGGGAGGCGAAGGCGGCGAAGGCUCCGAAGGCUCCCCCAUGAGCCCGGAGGAUCAAGCAGCGAUGGAGGCCGAGGAGAAGAAGCGCUAUGCCGACGUGGCCAAGGUAGCACGCUGGUUUGGCCUGCUGCUUUCAAUGGCCAUCGCCUGCUGGAACAGGGAGAGAUCUCCUUUCUUCUGCAAGGAGGCGUUUCUUCUCGCCAUCUAUGAUGAAGACAAACAGCAUGAACGCCUGGUCCGGUACUACAAAGGCCUCGGCUUCAAGGUGAUCAAGGACGCAGAGAGUAUCGAGUACCAGGACCAGGUGAUCUGGGGCGGUCAGGGCACUUUGAUGAGAACGGAGGAAGAGGACUUCAUGCGAAGAUGGACCCCCGUGGUACGGCAAUUGGCCGGGCCCAGCAGGAUGGGUCGCACCUAG
This is a messenger RNA of Symbiodinium sp. CCMP2592, 744 nucleotides long. The record is from the annotation of a GenBank genome assembly. NCBI's taxonomy places the organism in Eukaryota, Dinophyceae, Suessiales, Symbiodiniaceae.